AUGGCGUUCUUCAAUUUCAGGUUGAUUGGAGAGUGCAGAAAGCGCCAUUUGUUUGACAUCAAUACCCUGAAAUCAAAAUGGAAGAGCCUCAAGGAUGCCUUCAUUCGGCACCGACGCAAGGAGCGGGAGUACAGAAGCGGAGCUGCUGCAAUGGCCCCAUCAAGUUACAGUCACUCUGAGCAAUUGGCUUUUCUAGUGCCCUGCACAGAAAUGCGUAGCACUGACCGUAGCUGGAAGGCUACAGAGAAGCAAGAUGAGGAGGCCACCAGGGAAAGUGACGCUUGCAUCUCUACUGGGCCCGCAAGUACACCACCACCAAAUCCCACCACACCAUCAUCAACCCCCACACCUACUGCUCCACCUGCCCAGGAACCGACCAGUGGUAGGGCCAAUCCCAGAUCACGCAGAAAGAGGCCGGAACGAGAAAAGGACCGGCUUAUUGAUUGCCUGGAUGCCAUGGCCCAUCCGGCCCCCAGGCUUUCGUGCAAGGCCCUUUUCCUCCUCAGCUUGGAGGACAAAAUGAAAAGGGUGCCUAGGAGUCGACAGACUGAAGUACGGGACGCAAUCACACGCUGUAUUGACUCCUUCAUUCCACCUGAUGGUACCACACAUCAGACUACUGCGCCUCUACAUGCACCACCCAUGCACAUACACACGCCUCAAACAUACCCACAAACACCCAUGCAACACCAUCACGACACAUGGCAGCCACGAACACAUUCGUCCUAUGGUUAUCCCUCCACCAACCUGGGGCACAGCACCACCACACAAACGCAGAUUGGUGCCCGCUCACGUGGAAUGAGGGAGGAGAUGCAGGAGGACUUAGCGUUCUCACAACUUAUGCAUUGGAGCACUGGGAACAUUGAUUCCAAAUAUGUGGUCAUGAUUACACAAUGGCAUUGUACACAGGAGAAGAAAAUGUCACGAAGGUACUUAACUGCAUCUUCUAGCGUGUUAGUGUCUGGUGCCACCCUGAAGAUGCUGCGUUGUUCCAGAAUUGAACUAAACUGGUUGAGUUCAGAAAUUGAUGUCAUGCAAUCCUCUUUUAUCAUAUUGUACUCUGGAUUCUGUACAUCCUCCAGGUUUACUACCAUCUGGAUUUCUAAUAAGGUUGGAAUGACUGAUUUUUCUAUAAACAACUAA
Bufo gargarizans (Asiatic toad) is the source of this 1143-nucleotide messenger RNA. RefSeq lists its product as uncharacterized. The coding region runs from base 1 to 1143 and encodes 380 amino acids. The transcript has 6 exons. Lineage: Eukaryota; Metazoa; Chordata; Amphibia; Anura; Bufonidae. The record is from RefSeq and is a predicted model, not a curated record.